Mycosarcoma maydis (corn smut) is the source of this 2259-nucleotide messenger RNA. RefSeq lists its product as uncharacterized. Lineage: Eukaryota; Fungi; Basidiomycota; Ustilaginomycetes; Ustilaginales. The transcript has a single exon. The record is from RefSeq and is a predicted model, not a curated record. The coding region runs from base 1 to 2259 and encodes 752 amino acids.
AUGACCACCCAUGCAACCAUGCCCACCGCGUUCAAAACAGCGCACCACUUUGUGGGGCACUGCGUAUUUGUCAUCCUCCCGCUCUCGCUCGCCGUGGGCAUGGUGAUCGCCGACUCUUUCAACCUCGACUUUGUCCACUUGGUCCAGCUGCGAUGGGCAGUUCCCGUCGACCAAUACACUUUGCCAUCCGACGACGCCCUCAAAGAUCAUCUGUUGCGAUGGACGUUUUUGCAAUCCGCGUAUCUGCUCCCCAUGGUUCUGUUGACCGGUGCCAUGCUGGUACUCGAAUUUGUGCUGCUCGUCGGUCGACUGCGCGCUUCGAGGUUGGUAGACGGUCUCUUCGCUGCUCUUGUGCUCCUUCUGGUGGUUGUGGGUGUGAUGACGUUGCUCAACGCAUUUGUGCGCACCUCGGUCGUCGGCGUACUCUUUACAAAGAUGGUCGCUGGCUUAGCGGCGUGUAGCGUGUUGGGACUUGUAGCACAAGCAGUGGAGCUCUUUGCGCCGCCUUUCUGCAUCAACGCAUCUUUGUCCGAUGCAUCGCCCAUCAACAUGGCAGCCGUCGGGUUCCCAACUGUGACAUUUGCAGCAAUCUAUGGGCUCGGCACCGCAUUUGGAUGCUGCGCUUCCUUGGCAGGCUAUCAGCUCUCUGGUCUGAUGCAGCGACACGAGAUGAGCUUGGCAGGCGUGCGAGGCUAUCAGCUACUAUUUCUGGUAGAAGGUGCCUUCUUACUUGUCCUUUGCCUCGUCAUUGCUGUCUUGCUGGUGCUCGGUCAUCGACUCGGCCGCCCAACAUGGAUGCCGCACGCUCAGUGCCAGCUCACUCUGGACCAGAGGUACGAUCUACAACCAGUAGAGGCGCCGAACCACUUUUCCAAGACCAAAGCUACGCAGAACGACCAUGUUUCCGACUUCACAACCAGCUCGGACGCAAUAUUAGCUGGCAGCCUGAUACGGUCGCUUGGUCCAGCGGAUCGUGUUGACACGGCACACGGCAACGACCAACAGCCAGCCCACCCAACGGUUCAAGCGGACCCAGCGGACCCAGCGGACCCAGCGGACCCAACGGACCCAGCGGACCCAGCGGACCCAACGGACCCAAUAGACCCAGUCGACCCAACGGAGCCAGCGGACCCAGUCGACCCAGCGGACAAGCCGGGCACCUUUGCAAGUCUGCGCCGGCUGUCGUCGUACUGCACCUCACCGAUGACGACGAUCCCCAUACUGAAGCGCUUCAAGACGAGCGAAGCAGCCAACGGCACUUCGGGGGUGAUCAACAAUCUGCGCACGCUGCAGCAGAUGCACACCGGCUUUGGCCUCUGGGUCUCGCGCAUACUGCGUCGCAUAAUGAUCUUGAUCUUUGGGGGGAUGGGCGUCGAUGAUGCGGCGUUUGACCUGAUCAGUGCCGGUACGUCGUCGCGCGAAACGUUCAUUGCGGGUGUGCUGAUCGUCAGCAACACGUCAGUGAUCCAGGCUGCUGUGCUUUCGCAGAUUGUCAAGAUCGAAAGUGCUGCGUCCAAGCAAGUGUUCCGGUCGCCGGCAGCGCUCAAGAUGGUAGCGGUUUUGCCAGGGCUGCCGACGCUGGUGGGCGGUGUGAGUGGUGCGGUUAGCGCUGUUGCAUGGAGCGUGUUGGCGACCCAGCGUCCGCCAACGAGAGGCGCAUGGAGGGGUCGGGUGGGUAGCUGGAUGCGCGCGCCGUGGUGGGUGCCUGCGUUGCUGACCAGCUGCCUGGUGGUAUCAAUUGUAGGACUGGCGCUGGCAGUGAUAGCCAGCAUCGUGGUGCCCGACGGUACGUGUGGAAGCUGGAUCAUCUACCUCUCUACGAUUGUAACGUUUACGGGAACUGUUCCGCAACUGCCGCUUGCGCUUUUAGAGAUAUACAGCGUGCUCGACGACGAACUUGGUCGAACUGUUGGCCAUCAGCCGACAUGCAGUCAAGCCACGACGAGCUCAGAGAACUGUGGGACAGGCGCAGCAUCUAGCAUACUGAAGAGCAACCAGCAACGCUCGGUACAUGCUUUGCGUUGGGAGCGAGUGGGAGUCAUGAUCUCGACGCUUACCACAACGUUUUCAUCAACGCUGCUGACAGCAUGGAUCUUGAUGCUGUCAGAGGCGUUUCAAAUGGUGUUUCUGUUUAUCAGCGUUGCGCUAGCAGUAGCUGGCAGCGUGUGGUUGAUGCUGAGGCAUACACUGCACUUGCGAAGGUUGCGACGCCAAUCCAAGCUUGCGCAGCAAACAACGUCGGCUCUCACACACACAUGA